This is a messenger RNA of Acanthosepion pharaonis, 1023 nucleotides long. NCBI's taxonomy places the organism in Eukaryota, Metazoa, Mollusca, Cephalopoda, Sepiida, Sepiidae. The record is from the annotation of a GenBank genome assembly.
AUGUUUAUAAAAAUUCUUUUGAAGAAUGAUAUUUAUGUGAAAAGCUUCAAUCGUUUCUUUCUCCCCUCUUUCCUCCCACUUCAACUCGGUCGUUUCUUUCUCCCUUCUUUCUCCCCUCCUCCCACUUCAACUCAGUCGUUUCUUUCUCCCCUCUUUCCUCCCACUUCAACUCAGUCGUUUCUUUCUCCCCUCUUUCCUCCCACUUCAACUCAGUCGUUUCUUUCUCCCCUCUUUCCUCCCACUUCAACUCAGUCGUUUCUUUCUCCCUCUUUCCUCCCACUUCAACUCAGUCGUUUCUUUUCUUUCUCCCUCUUUCCUCCCCCUUCACCCCAAACCUUUCUUUCUCCCCUUUUCCCUUCAGUCAUUUUUUCUCCCCUCUUUCCUCCCCACUUCAACGCAGGCCUUUCUUUCUCCCCCUUUCCCCGCCUUUUCCAGCAGGGCCUUUCUUUCUCCCCUUUCCCUCAAGGCUUCAACGCAGGCCUUUCUUUCUCCCCUUUCCCCCGCAGGCCUUUCUUCCUCCCCCUUUCCCUUCAACGCAGGCCUUUCUUUCCCCCCCUUUCCCCCUCUUCUAGCGCAGGCCUUUCUUUCUCCCCCUUUCCCUCCCCCUUUCCCUUCUUCAACGCAGGGCCUUUCUUUCUCCCCUUUCCCUCCGCUUCAACGCAGGCCUUUCUUCCUCCCCCUUUCCCUCGCGCUUCAACGCAGGCCUUUCUUCCUCCCCCUUUCCCUCGCGCUUCAACGCAGGCCUUUCUUCCUCCCCCUUUCCCUCUUUCUUCCUCCCCUUUCCCAGCUUCAACGCAGGCCUUUCUUUCUCCCCCCUUCCACCUGCUCAUUCUUCUUUCUCUGCUUUCCUCUAUUCUCCCUUCCUCUUUCAAUUUCUCUCUUCCCUUUUCUCUUUCUUCUGCUAGUUUUCUCUUAUUCUUUCUUUACUCUUCAGAUUUAACACUCUUUCCCCCACCCACCCAGACCUGUUCUUCAAUUUCCAAUUUCCAAAGAAAAUUAAACAAUUUUUCACUCAUAUUCUAG